GUAACUUGGCCUUUGUGUCUCCCGCAGCUCCCCAGAGGCACAUGUCCUAGCCUCUGCUCGGACUUCGCCUUCUCUCCAUCUGCCACCACAGCCUGGAGGCGCUUGCCUCCACCCUCCCGAAUGGUGCUCCUCUUCGCAGGCCUCGGCCCAGGAUUCAGGCCCCCUUGGCUCCCUGAUUUGGAGCUGUUGCUGCUGCUGGGGUCUGGUGGUGGACUCCCUGGGGUGGGGUGUGAGGACUCUUUGCACAGACGAGGUUUUAGUUAUAGGGACCUCAGCAGCAGUUUGAGUCUCGGCCUCUAACCGAGCGCCAGGCUCUUCUGCACCCCUUCUUUUCUGCCUUCGAGAAGAGAAACCCCUUCUCUUUGACAUCCAAAGCCCAGGAAGCCUCAAGCUGGGGCCCUGGUCCCAGCAUGUCAGCCCUCUCUUGUGCAUAGGGCUCUGCCCUCUUCCAGCCAGCAUGGCUGAUUUCAAAAAGGCUCCAGGGGGCCGGGAGACUCCACAGGGGGAACUGCGGCCGGAGGUGGUGGAGGAUGACGUCCCUAGGAACCCUUUGGCGGAGGAGGCUGGAGGAGGCAGCAGCGAGACCAAACUGUCCCCUAGAGAGGAGGAAGAACUGGACCCUAGGAUACAGGAGGAGCUGGAGCAUCUGAACCAGGCUAGUGAGGAGAUCAACCAGGUGGAACUCCAACUAGAUGAGGCCAGGACCACCUAUCGGAGGAUCCUGCAGGAGUCAGCGAGGAAGCUUAACACACAGGGCUCUCACUUGGGGAGCUGUAUUGAGAAGGCGCGGCCCUACUAUGAGGCCCGACGGCUGGCUAAGGAGGCCCAGCAGGAGACACAGAAGGCGGCAUUGCGGUAUGAGCGGGCCGUGAGCAUGCACAACGCUGCCCGGGAGAUGGUCUUUGUGGCUGAGCAGGGUGUCAUGGCUGACAAAAAUCGACUGGACCCUACAUGGCAGGAGAUGCUCAACCAUGCUACCUGUAAGGUGAACGAGGCAGAGGAAGAGCGUCUUCGAGGUGAAAGGGAACAUCAGCGUGUGACACGGCUGUGCCAGCAGGCUGAGGCUCGGGUCCAGGCCCUGCAGAAGACCCUCCGGCGGGCCAUUGGCAAGAGCCGCCCUUACUUUGAGCUGAAGGCCCAGUUCAGCCAAAUCCUGGAGGAGCACAAGGCCAAGGUGACAGAACUGGAGCAACAGGUGGCACAGGCCAAGACCCGCUACUCAGUGGCUCUUCGUAACCUGGAGCAGAUCAGCGAGCAGAUUCAUGCCCGGCGCCGGGGCUUGCCUCCUCAUCCCCUGGGCCCACGACGAUCCUCCCCUGUCGGGGCUGAAGCUGGACCUGAGGCCAUCGAGGAUGGGGACAGUGGGAUUGAAGGGGCAGAGGGCGGGGGCCUGGAAGAGGGCAGCAGCCUUGGGCCUGGCGCAGGCCCAGAUACGGACACGCUGAGCCUGUUGAGUCUGCGCACUGUGGCUUCUGACCUGCAGAAGUGUGACUCGGUGGAGCACCUGCGUGGUCUCUCGGACCAUGCCAGUCUAGAUGGCCAAGAGCUGGGACCACAGAGCCGGGGACGCCGGGGAAGUGAUGGUGGAGUUCGAGGGGGCCGGCACCAGCGCAGUGUCAGCCUGUAGCUCUGUGGCCAGAGCUGGCUUGAUUUCUACCAUGGGCAAUCAGGGCCCCCACAGGCUUUCCCUCAUCCUUGAGUCCUGUCUGUCCCAGGUCCUGGUCUGCAGCCUUCCCUGGGCAAGGUUGGCUGUGUCUUAGUCCCGUGUCCCUAGCUUUCUCACUGUUCCUUCUCUCAGGAGGCAGCUCUCUCUUCGCCUUACCCACUCAGAAGGCUUGCUCUCUGGCCCUGUCUCCUCUCCCCCUGCUGGCACUUGAGUCUCUCUGACCUCUAUCUGUCUGGCUUUUCCCCUCAGGAAACUUGGUCUAGAAGACACAGGAGAUCAUGUGAGAACAUGAGUGUCCUAGCCCAAGUGGUUGGACAGGCCCUCACCCCUUGGUUCCUGGCUCUGUCUUCCCAGCAGGCAGCUCCCCAGGGUGCCCUAGAUAUGCUGCU
Acomys russatus (golden spiny mouse) is the source of this 2055-nucleotide messenger RNA. It is a transcript of the gene Sh3bp5l, whose product is annotated as SH3 binding domain protein 5 like. NCBI's taxonomy places the organism in Eukaryota, Metazoa, Chordata, Mammalia, Rodentia, Muridae. The transcript has 6 exons. The coding region runs from base 458 to 1627 and encodes 389 amino acids. Gene Ontology annotation, biological process: intracellular signal transduction; negative regulation of protein tyrosine kinase activity. Gene Ontology annotation, molecular function: protein kinase inhibitor activity. Gene Ontology annotation, cellular component: cytoplasm. The record is from RefSeq and is a predicted model, not a curated record.